Molecule: messenger RNA, 5960 nt
Organism: Mercenaria mercenaria
Lineage: Eukaryota; Metazoa; Mollusca; Bivalvia; Venerida; Veneridae
Product: BLOC-1-related complex subunit 8-like
Exons: 6
Coding region: 100-609 (169 amino acids)
Cellular component (GO): BORC complex
Source: RefSeq, a predicted model, not a curated record
CUUUAUGUGAUUACAACGUUAUCGGACGAUUGAUUCAUGCGCAAAUAUUGCUUCAAUUGGUUUUUGUGUGUCAACAGAUGCUGCCUUUUGCCAAAUUAAAUGGAAAAUGCUUUCAGUUAUGUAACAGAAGCACAACCUAGAAUGCAAGGAGGAGAUAGUAGAUAUAACAGACUAGCACAGGUACAGAUGUUCCGUGAGGCCAACCCUGACCUUGAACUUGAGGCAAAGACCAAAAAGGUGACAGAGAAACUGUCAGAGAGUAUGAAUGUUAUAGCAAAUGAACCAUCAUUAGCUUUCUUCAGAAUCCAGGAACAUGUUAGAAAAUGCCUACCACAACUAGCAGAAACAAAGCACGAAGUGCAAGAUUUACAGCAGAAAGUGCAGGGAGCCUCAUUUGAUGCCGAAUAUGCUGCUAAUGCAGUGCAUGAGAUGCAUAAAAGCUCCAGCCACUUCACAAGUAUCCAGGACCUACUCAAGAAUUCAAUGUUUCUAAAACAGCAAAUAGACUAUGAACAAAACAGAAGUUCAAAGGGGGACAGUAAACCCCAGGUAUCAGCAAAGACAGGACAGCCAAAAAAAGAAAGUGAGAUGGACUCUGUAGUGCAUUAGUUUAUACCUCUCUUAAAGAGACAUACAUCCAGAUAUACAUUCUUAAAGGAGCAUACCUCAGGAUAUAUGCCUGUUGCUUUUAAUUGUUAGUAGUUUUAGAUAAAAAAGUAUGUUAUUUUGAAAAAGCUUCUAUGCGGUAAUUAUUAGAUCAACCAAUCGAAGAAUAAGAAGGGCUGUUGUACUCGCCUCAGCAUAUGACACCAUUAUCAAUUUCUUUAUAUUUUCUUAACUACUUCCCCUAUCAUCCCCAGACUUCAUGUAAUGGUUGAUCAUGAUAAGGAGCAGACAUCUUUUGAUUUAGGUCAGGUAUCCAAAAAGUCAAGAUCAUUUGGUUCAGAUAUUGUAAUACUGUGAAAUCAUUAAUAUUCGUGGGGUGCUAAUCUUCGUGGAUAUCGUAGUUGAGUCAGUCUGCUAAACUUAAUCCCAACAAACAAGUAAAAUUCCCAUUCAUUUUAAAUUCAGAAGUUGAAAUCCACGAAUUCAUAUCCCCACGAAAUUGCCGUUUUGGCCAAAACCACGAAAUUUCAUGCCCACAAAAUUAAAUGAUUUUACAGUAGUGUUAGUCAAUUUCAGAUUUAUUAUAUCUGCUUAACUAAUGUCCCUAUUAUCAUUAUACCUAAAAAUAAUAAUGGUCUCUUUGAUUUAUGGAAAUUAUUUUGCUAGCCCUCUUUUAGGGGCCAAGAGAGCUAAAAAUAGAAAAACUAAAAUCGUUUGACUUCUUCUCAUGGAUCUUCUUCAAACUUAUCCUUUUGUGACCUUGUUUAGUAUUCGCUCAGUUUUUCUCAAAGUGACAAGGUGAGCUUUUGUGAUCGCGCGGUGUCCGUCGUGCUUGCGUGCGUGCAUGCGCCAGUCCAUAAACUUUUGCUUGUGACCAUUCUAGAGGUCACAUUUUUCAUGGGAUCUUUAUGAAAGUUGGUCAGAAUAUUCACCUUGAUGAUAUCUAGGCCAAGUUCAAAACUAGGUCACGUGCCAUCAAAAACUAGGUCAGUAGGUCUAAAAAUAGAAAAACCUUGUGACCUCUCUAGAGGCCAUAUUUUUAUGAGAUCUUCAUGAAAAUUAGUCAGAAUGUUCACCUUGAUGAUAUCUAGGUCAAGUUUGAAAGUGGGUCACGUGCCAUCAAAAACUAGGUCAGUAGGUCAAAUAAUAGAAAAACCUUGUGACCACUCUAGAGGUCACAUUUCUCAAUGGAUCUUUAUGAAAGUUGGUCAGAAUGUUCACCUUGAUGAUAUCUAAGUCAAGUUCUAAACUGGGUCACGUGCCAUCAAAAACUAGGUCAGUAGGUCUAAAAAUAGAAAAACCUUGUGACCUCUCUAGAAGCCAUAUAUUUCAUGAGAUCUUCAUGAAAAUUGGUCAGAAUGUUCACCUUGAUGAUAUCUAGGUCUAGUUCGAAAGUGGGUCACGUGCCGUCAAAAACUAGGUCAGUAGGUCAAAUAAUAGAAAAACCUUGUGACCUGUCUAGAGGCCAUAAUUUUCAUGGGAUCUGUAUGAAAAUUGGUUUGAAUGUUCAUCUUGAUGAUAUCUAGGUCAAGUUUGAAAGUGGGUCACUUGCCGUCAAAAACUAGGUCAGUAGGUCAAAUAAUAAAAAAACCUUGUGACCUCUCUAAAGGCCAUAUUUUUCAUGGGAUCUGUAUGAAAGUUGUUCUGAAUGUUUAUCUUGAUGAUAUCUAGGUCAGAUUCGAAACUGGGUCAAGUGCCAUCAAAAACUAGGUCAGUAGGUCAAAUAAUAAAAAAACCUUGUGACCUCUCUAAAGGCCAUAUUUUUCAUGGGAUCUGUAUGAAAGUUGGUCUGAAUUUUCAUCUUGAUGAUAUCUAGGUCAGUGUCGAAACAGGGUCAUGUGCGGUCAAAAACUAGGUCAGUAGGUCUAAAAAUAGAAGAGCCUUGUGACCUCUCUAGAGGCCAUACUUAUGAAUGGAACUCCAUAAAAAUUGGUCAGAAUGUUCAUCUUGAUAAUAUCUAGGUCAAGUUUGAAACUAGGUCACGUGCCUUCAAAAAGUAGGUCAGUAGGUCAAAUAAUGAAAAAAACGUUGUGACCUCUCUAGAGGCCAUAUUUUUCAUGGGAUCUGUAUGAAAGUUGGUCUGAAUGUUUAUGUUGAUGAUAUGUAGGUCAAGUUUGAAACUGGGUCAACUGCGAUCAAAAACUAGGUCAGUAGGUCUUGAAAUAGAAAAACCUUGUGACUAUCUAGGUCAAGUUUGAAACUGGGUGACGUGCCAUCAAAAACUAGGUCAGUAGGUCAAAUAAUAAAAAAACCUUGCGACCUCUCUAGAGGUCAUACUUUUCAUGGGAUUUGUAUGAAAGUUGGUCUGAAUGUUCAUCUUGAUGAUAUCUAGGCCAGGUUUGAAACUGGGUCAACUGCGGUCAAAAACUAGGUCAGUAGGUUUAAAAUUAGAAAGAUCUUUUGACCUCUCUAGAGGCCAUAUUUUUCAAUGGAUCUUCAUGAAAAUUGAUCUGAAUGUUCACCUUGAUGAUAUCUAGAUCAAUUUUGAAACUGGUUCAUGUGUGGUCAAAAACUAGGCCAGUAGGUAUAAAAAUAGAAAAACUUUGUGACCUCUCUAGAGGCCAUAUUUUUCAUGAGAUCUUCUUGAAAAUUAGUGAGAAUGUUCACCUUGAUAUCUAGGUAAAGUUCAAAACAGGGUCACGUACCUUUGAAAACUAGGUCAAUAGGUCAAAUAAUAGAAAAACCUUGUGACCUCUCUAGAGACCAUAUUUUUCAAUGGAUCUUCAUAAAAAUAGGUCAGAAUUUUUAUCUUGAUAAUAUCUUGGUCAGUUUCAAAACUGGGUUCACAUGAGCUCAGAAACUAGGUCACUAUGUCAAAUAAUAGAAAAAACGAGGUCAUACUCAAAACUGGGUCAUGUGGGAAGAGGUGAGCGAUUCUGGACCAUCAUGGUCCUCUUGUUUGUAGUGUUUGACAUAUGACUUUGAAACUUUUAUCACUUGUUCAGUAUAAUAGUCUCUAUCUGUAGGAAAGAGAACAUACUUCUGUCAUCUAUUUUGGCUGAAUUAUGGCCCUUUUUAGCUCAUCUGAUUUUUUGAAAAAAAAUGAGGAGUUAUUGUCAUCACUUGAGCGGUUGUCGGCGUCUGCGUCGGCGUUGCCUGGUUAAGUUUUAUGUUUAGGUCAGCUUUUCUCCUAAACUAUCAAAGCUAUUGCUUUGAAACUUGGAAUACUUGUUCACCAUCAUAAGCUGACCCUGUAUAGCAAGAAACAUAACUCCAUCUUGCUUUUUUUAAGAUUUAUGGCCCCUUUUGUACUUAGAAAAUAUCAGAUUUCUUGGUUAAGUUUUAUGUUUAGGUCAACUUUUCUCCUAAACUAUCAAAGCUAUUGCUUUGAAACUUGGAAUACUUGUUCACCAUCAUAAGCAGACCCUGUACAUCAAGAAACAUAACUCCAUCUUGCUUUUUGCAAGAUUUAUUGCCCCUUUUGGACUUAGAAAAUCAGUUUUCUUGGUUAAGUUUUAUGUUAAGGUCAGCUUUUAUCCUAAACUAUCAAAGCUAUUGCUUUAAAACUUGCAACACUUGUUCACCAUCAUAAGUUGACCCUGUAUAGCAAGAAACAUAACUCCGUCCUGCUUUUUGCAAGAUUUAUGGCCCCUUUUGGACUUAGAAAAUAUCAGAUUUCUUGGUUAAGUUUUUUGUUUAGGUCAACUUUUUCUCUUAAACUAUCAAAGCUAUUGCUUUGAAACUUGCAACACUUGUUCACAAUCAUAAGCUGACCCUGUACAGCAAGCAACAUAACUCCAUCCUGCUUUUUGCAAUAAUUAUUGCCCCUUUUGGACUUAGAAAAUCAUUUUCUUGGUUGAGUAUUAUGUUUAAGUCAACUUUUCUCAUAAACUAUCAAAGCUAUUGUUUUAAAACUUGCAACAGUUUUUCACCAUCAUAAGUGGACACUGUACAUCAAGAAACAUAACUCUAUCCUGCUUUUUGCAAGAAUGAUGGCCCUUUUUAGACUUAGAAAAUCAUGGGUAGGACAAUAUUUCUAUUACACAAAAAAAUCAGAUGAGCGUCAGCACCCGCAAGGCGGUGCUCUUGUUGGACUUUUAAAUUGGUUCUGUUUUCAUACAAGUCCAUGUUUUGUCAAAACUAUUUGACAUAUGGCUUUUAAACUUUGAACACUUGUUUUUCAUUAUGAUUUCCAUCUGUAGGCAAGAGUACAUAAUUAUUUUGACUGAAUUAUGGCCCUUCUUGGAAUUUGAAAUUGGUUCAUACAUUGCCAUUUAGUGCAAAACUUAUCGAAAUCAAAGAAAUACAGGAAAAAUUGUUUGUCUAAUCUAUUUAUUUCUUUUGUCUGAAUAUCUGUGGAAAUAUUUUGACCCCAUUCUUCAAUCAAUUCUUCGAAUAGUCGAGCGCGCUGUCAUCAUACAGCUCUUGUUCAAAUGGUUCUGCGUGUGAGCUUACAGGGAAUUUGACAGUAAAAAUUAAAGAGACUCAGUAGCUUUUAGUGAACUGCUUACUGUAUAAUGUAUUUUCACCAAACAUGGUCAGAAGCAAGUGAAGGUCACCAUCCACCUCAGAUGAGUUCAACCCAUUUGGGCCUCUUGUUUAUGGUUUUUCUCCACUUCGCUCAUGCCAAACAUUUAUGAAUAGCCAAGAAUGCUGUCCUUUCAACGUCAACUGUUAACAAAACACGUGUAAUGGUAAAUAUGUAGAAAAGUGACACAUACCCAAUAGAAAUGUAGUAUUAGAUAGAAAGGACUUGUUUGUUCUUAACAUACUAAUCAUAAAUAUUAAUUUAAGAUUUUUGAUAUUUAUAGAUUUUCGUUUUGUGACAAAACUUAAAUUUUUUAAUGUUUAUUCGGAGGGAUGCCCCAUUGAUAUACAAAACAUUUACGAUGUGUAUGCCAUUUUAACCUCUUCAGUUCUUUUAUGAUUUUUCAGAUGAUUGUAAUAAAUUUGAUAAGAAUAUAAUUGAUGAGAAAUCAAUUAACAAUGAUAGAACAGAUAUUAGUUUUUUAAAAGGUUUUGUUAUUUAUAAUUAUUUAAUAUCUAAAGUUGACAAUGCCUUUUUAAAAAGAUUGAUGCAUAAAAUAGUUAGAACUGUGAACAGAAUCUGGGAACCCAGAUAGAUAAAAAAGACUUGCUAAUUGACAAAUUAUUACAAAAAUCAGUCGACAGCAUUGUUAUGCCAGUCCAUCAUGUUUAAAUUUAUAGAUACUUAAGAAUUAUAAUGGCUUUGUCUGGGAAAUGUUAGAGCUGAAACAGGAGAGAAUAUUUUAUGUACAUGACAUGUAUUAUGUAUUUAUUUCAUUGUUAAGCAUAUAUUAUAAUAUAUUAUUGUUGAUGUGAUUUAACAUUAUUAAGUAUUUUUGCAUGGAAUCAUUUUCAUAUACUUUGUGCAAUAAAGACAUUUCAAGGUU